CGUGAAGAAAACAGGCACGGGAAAAUGAUAUUUUAUUGCUAUCCCCAAAUCCACUAGCUAUAAAUAAUCCUACUGCUUCUUUCAUCAACACAGUCAUCUACACUUCAAUUCACCGUUGAAUAAUAAUAAGAAGAAGAAUAGUAAUCAAGAUGCCGCACGAUAGUGGUCAUGGAAAGAUUAUCCUCGCACGGAUUCUUUAUGUCUCCUUCUUGGGUCUGGUCACCGCCGCCGCGACACAGUAUUACCGGGAAAGGUUGAAAGCUAAAAGAGUUGAAAUAUCUAUCAUGCCAAAGCUAGACAGGAAAGGUUCUGGCCGCGUUGGAAGUCUCGAAAGAUUCUCUCACUAUGUUGCUAGGCAAUUGGGAUUUGCAGAUCCAAGUCAAUGUCCACAACUAUGCAAAUUGGCUUAUGAUUAUUUGAGAAAAUCUAAAGAUUGUGAGGAUAACAUCUAUGAAAUUUUUGCAAAUGAAACUGAGGCUGAGUCUCUGUAUGUGAAGCUGAUAGAAGAGUUCGAAAGAUGCAUCCUCAGUUACUUUGCCUUCCACUGGACUCAAGUUUCCCAUCUGAUCACUCAGGUGAUCAAUGAUGAAUCAGAGAAGAGGCAUAAGCUGAAAGACGUUGUACUGGCAGCUACAAGGAAACAAAGAUUUGAAAGGGUGAAUAAGGAGUUGAAGGUAACUAGGGUCUUCUCUACGCUAGUGGAGGAGAUGAAAGCAAUCGGCAAGAGUGACUCACAAAGGUCGGAUUUGAUGGUCCCUGUAGCCCUCAGUCAGAGAAGUCCGGUGCUGCUACUCAUGGGCGGUGGUAUGGGGGCUGGCAAGAGCACUGUCAUCAAAGACGUUCUCAAAGAGUCAUUCUGGUCCGGAGCAGCACCAGUAGUUGUAGAAGCUGAUGCAUUUAAAGAAUCAGAUGUUAUUUACAGAGCCAUAAGCGCUAUGGGUCAUCACGAUGACAUGCUUCAAACAGCUGAACUGGUGCACCAAUCAUCAACCGAUGCUGCAUCAUCUCUGCUAGUAACUGCAUUGAAUGAGGGUCGAGAUGUGAUAAUGGAUGGCACCCUUUCAUGGGAGCCUUUUGUUGAGCAGACGAUUGCUAUGGCACGUAAUGUGCACAAAUACAGGUAUCGAAUGGGAGUAGGAUACAAGGUAGCAGCCGAUGGAACCAUUACUGAAAAUUACUGGGAAAAAGAGGGAGAUGAAAUUCGGGAAAGGAAACCAUACAGGAUAGAAAUGGUUGGAGUUGUUUGUGAUGCUUAUCUUGCUGUUGCUAGAGGCAUCAGGAGAGCUAUAAUGACCAGAAGGGCUGUGAGAGUUAGUUCACAGCUGAAGUCCCACAAGAGAUUUGCAGCUGCAUUUCCAAGAUACUGUCAACUUGUUGAUCAUGCCAGGCUAUAUUGCACCAAUGCAGUUGGAGGACCACCUUCGUUGAUCGCGAGGAAAGAAGGCAAUAGCAGUCUGUUAGUUGAUCCAGAACAAAUCAAAUGCUUGACCGAUGUUAGCAAUUUAAACCCUGACGCAGAAUCCAUAUACGAGCUUUACUCUGAUUCAAGCCGAAUAUAUGAUUCUAACUCAGUUUGGAAAGGGGUCAUCUUGUCCCCUUCAAGGUCUGCCAUUCAAUUAGAGCUCAAAAUGUCAAUCGGAAAGAUCGAAAUGCCGCCAUCCAAAUGAUUUAGCAUGAAGAACUAAUCCAAUUUUCAAAACUCGGUUCCAAUUUUUGA
Molecule: messenger RNA, 1717 nt
Organism: Manihot esculenta (cassava)
Lineage: Eukaryota; Viridiplantae; Streptophyta; Magnoliopsida; Malpighiales; Euphorbiaceae
Product: calmodulin calcium-dependent NAD kinase
Exons: 9
Coding region: 150-1667 (505 amino acids)
Molecular function (GO): ATP binding; kinase activity
Source: RefSeq, a predicted model, not a curated record